UAAUGCAGCUUUAACUCUGAUUUGAUGCUGUUAUUACAGUUGUGAUGGACUUCUCUGGCAUGUCUCUGAUCAAGCUGAAAAAAGAGGAAAUGGAGACUCAGGUAAAGGUGCUGCAGCUGGAGACCCAGCUGGAACAGGAGCGAGUCCAUCUAGGGGAGCUGAGGAAGAGGCACUACGAGCUUGGUGUCUCUGGGGCCGACAGUGAAGCAACAGACGAAGAUGACAGCUUCCCACCGCCGCCGCCACCUGUCCUGCUCGACUCCACACCAGUACCUCUGUCCUUUUCACAAAUGGAGCCUUAUCAAAACACUCCGAGCUUUGCACAGACCAACCCGUUCGCUCCAACUCAAACGCAGUCCUUCUCGCUGCCUCAGUCCUACACACCCACAAACAUCUACACACCUGCUCAGAGCUACACCCCAUCCCAGCCCUACAUCCCUGCUCAGCUUCUCCCACAGACGCAGCAUUACACACCAAGCGCAGCCCAGAGUUACCUAAAACCUCAGACGUACUCACCAUCACAGCCCUCAUCACACGCAUCAGGCCCGGCCCAGCCUCAGCCACUCCAGACAGCCCCACAGAGCAACACAGAGCCCAUAAAACACGCCUCCAAGAAAUCCAAUAUCUUUACCAAAUCUGGGAACUUGAUGAAGAAGGCGUUCAAACGAGGUGAAACUGGAACAGGGGAAUCCUGAAGUGGGACUGAACAGAAGACAGUGAUUUUACUUCCACAGCUGAUUGAAACCCCCAAGUUAAAAUAUUUAAUUUUAUAUCGGACUCUAAUACAUGUGACACAUACUGUUGCUUUGUAUGUGUUUUGUCUUUUAAUGAAAUCACAACAUUAUAAUGCAUUUCCAUCUGGUAUUUGUAAUCACACUGAAGCUCCUGUUCUCUCACAAACUGGUGUGGAAAAACCAAAGUAAAGGUUGAAUCCCUGCAGACUGUCAACAGUGUUUUCUCAUGCACAUUUGUCCCAGACUGACAUGUUGUAUUUCUGAUCAAGUCCAAGCUGAGUGUGUGUGGGAAUUCAACCUUUCCUUGUGCAUGUUUUCAUCUUCCUGUGCACCAGUGUGCAGCAGACAACACUGCUUGAUCAUGUACACAGAAGAAACCAAUUAAAAACCAUCAAUUCAUCUGACUGCAGCAGUACUUUGUGUUUUUUCCUCAGAUUUUUCAAAUAUGUUAUGGUACUACCAUUAAGCGGCUCAGAUGAGGCCCAGAGGUUGCUGUCUGGGGU
This is a messenger RNA of Monopterus albus (swamp eel), 1237 nucleotides long. RefSeq lists its product as uncharacterized. NCBI's taxonomy places the organism in Eukaryota, Metazoa, Chordata, Actinopteri, Synbranchiformes, Synbranchidae. The record is from RefSeq and is a predicted model, not a curated record. Gene Ontology annotation, molecular function: phosphatidylinositol-3,4-bisphosphate binding; phosphatidylinositol-3,5-bisphosphate binding; actin filament binding. Gene Ontology annotation, cellular component: clathrin-coated vesicle; cortical actin cytoskeleton. Gene Ontology annotation, biological process: actin filament organization; clathrin coat assembly; endocytosis. The coding region runs from base 45 to 695 and encodes 216 amino acids. The transcript is spliced from 3 exons.